AUUACACAACAACAACAAACGAAAUACACUUCUUGCAGGCCCACGUCUCUUGUGCGUGGUUGUUCACCGUCGACUGAAAAGGGCCAUCGUGCUACCCAAGCUGACACCAACAACCACACGCGCGGUGCUUCGCCAUUCAUUGUCCGUCUCACAAAGCCAACCUCGUCAGUUCUUCCGGGUGAGAGUUUAAAGAAGUCUCGACACCCGCCCCAAUCGCGAUCAUCAUCAUCAAACGCACACACACACCAUCAUCAUAAGCACAUGGUCGUCGCAGUUUGAAAAGGGGAGAGGACGUCUUGAGACUUUGUGGUGUGAUUAGGAAAGUUCGCGAUGGCUCUCGAGGCCAUCAAAUACAGCCGGGGUGAGCUGCGCAUCCUCAACCAGCUGCUGCUGCCCCAUCUCACCGUGUACGAGGCGGUGAAGACCACGGAUGACGGGUGGAACGCUAUCAAGGCCAUGAAGGUACGCGGCGCUCCAGCGAUAGCGAUCGUGGGCUGCCUGAGCCUUGCCGUCGAGAUCACCAAAAGCGAGUUCACCUCCGUGGAGGCGCUCGUGGAGUUCACCCGGGAGCGGCUCGCGUACCUGGUGACGGCGCGCCCCACCGCUGUCAAUAUGAGCAGAGCGGCGAGCGACAUUGGCGCGACGCUCUGCCAGCUGGUCGCUCGGCCUGGAGCCACGAUCGACAGCGUGGAGAAAGGACUCUUGGAGGCGAUAGAGGCCAUGAUGGCGAAGGAUCUGAGUGACAACAAGAGCCUCGGCAGAUUCGGGGCCGAGCACAUAAUGGCCAACAGCCAGAAGGACAAGGCCAUUGUCCUCACCCACUGCAACACAGGAUCGCUGGCCACGUCCGGCUAUGGGACAGCUCUUGGGGUUGUCCGCUGUCUGCACGAAUCCGGGUGGCUGGAGCGCGUGUACUGCACAGAAACACGGCCGUACAACCAGGGCUCGCGUCUCACGGCGUACGAGCUGGUGAGCGACGCCAUCCCCGGCACACUCAUCACCGACAGCAUGGCAGCAUUUGCCAUGAAGGAGCGGGGCAUCACAGCGGUGGUGGUGGGUGCCGACCGCGUGGCCGGCAACGGGGACACGGCCAACAAGGUGGGCACCUACCAGCUGGCGGUGGCCGCAAAGCACCACGGCAUACCGUUCUACGUGGCGGCGCCCAGCACAUCGUGCGACCUGACGCUGGAGGGCGGCGAGGGGAUCGUGAUCGAGGAGAGGCCUCACGCGGAGCUGACCGAGAUUAACGGGACUCGCGUCGCCCCUCCAGGAAUCGAUGUUUGGAAUCCGGCGUUUGACGUGACCCCUCAGGACUUGAUCACGGGGGGCAUCGUGACGGAGUUGGGGGUGUUCGAGCCGAGCAAGCUGAAGGAAGCUCUCCAGGCCAAAGAGAAAUAAACUAGGGCCGCCUUGUGUGGACAAGUGUCCAUCUGGGAAAACAAAUAAAAGCUGUCCCCAACAGAAAUAAUCCUGAGGCUCUCGCAGGGUAUAGAGGAACGAAAGAAAAAAAAACAUUCCGCCUGAAUAAUUGUUACAUUUGUGUAUGUAGUUCAUUAACAUGAACAAAAAUUACAUUGCAAUGCUUAAUUUUAGCGUGUAAAUAUACGGUGCAUUCUUGUAACAUUUCUGAUCUGGAGCACAAACAGAAGUGGUUUACGUGUUAUUAACAGAAAGAGUUCACGUUGACAAAAGUCUUUAUUGAUUAUAUAUGAUUUACACAGCUAAAGAUACUGUAACCCACAGACAGUCUGUAAUCACUGCUGCUUCAAUCACUGGUGUAACAUUUGCUUAACUGUGUAACUCUUUGCCAGCAGGCCAUGAACAUAAUACAAACAGUCAAACAAUAUACAUGUACUGUGUCUCUAUAAUCAGCGUUUCAGCAUAUUUUUACUUUUAAAGCUAUGCCAGCAUUACAUUAAAAGCACUUCUAGAA
Petromyzon marinus (sea lamprey) is the source of this 1933-nucleotide messenger RNA. RefSeq names its product methylthioribose-1-phosphate isomerase 1 (gene MRI1). NCBI's taxonomy places the organism in Eukaryota, Metazoa, Chordata, Hyperoartia, Petromyzontiformes, Petromyzontidae. Gene Ontology annotation, molecular function: S-methyl-5-thioribose-1-phosphate isomerase activity. The record is from RefSeq and is a predicted model, not a curated record.